Messenger RNA from Mustela erminea (ermine), 1876 nucleotides. RefSeq names its product zinc finger protein 157 (gene ZNF157). Gene Ontology annotation, cellular component: PcG protein complex; transcription regulator complex. The transcript is spliced from 5 exons. Lineage: Eukaryota; Metazoa; Chordata; Mammalia; Carnivora; Mustelidae. The record is from RefSeq and is a predicted model, not a curated record. Bases 428 to 1870 code for a protein of 480 amino acids. Gene Ontology annotation, biological process: negative regulation of transcription by RNA polymerase II. Gene Ontology annotation, molecular function: DNA-binding transcription repressor activity, RNA polymerase II-specific; RNA polymerase II cis-regulatory region sequence-specific DNA binding.
CCACACAGCAUCACAGCCAUUCCGAUGUGUGCGAGACCAACACCACAGAAGGGGCACUGUCAGGGGUGAGGACAGGAAACGGAAGUGGCUCUCAGAGGACGUUUAAGUCUUGUUGGCGCGCGGCGCUAAAGCGAGUGCACGAGGUUUUAAGGCGUGACAGUCAUCAGUGAUUUUGAGGAUUUCUUGCUGUCUCUGUGGAGCUGUUGAGGUUUCUCCUUACUGGAGGCUGCGGGAUCUUCCAUUCAUUCUGACCGCAGCCCAUAUACCGACUCCCCUCCAGCUUUGGAAGGUGGGCUGAGACCCAGGGUGAACAUGUCAGCUAAUAGGAAAUCACCCCAGAGGCUCCCUGCUCUGGUUCCAGGACUGCCUGGCAGAUCAUUUGAGGAAUGGCACAGACUGGACCCCGCUCAGAGGACCAUGCAUAAGGAUGUCAUGUUGGAGAACUACAGCAACCUGGCGUCUGUGGCUCACGAAGAUGCACCUUCCUCCUCCAUCAGAGGCCCUAAGCUCAGACAACUUGGCCCAUGUCCUGUGCCAUUUCCCAUUAACAGGCCUCUGCGUGGCCAAACCAGAGAUGAUCUUCAAAUUGGAGCGAGGGGAAGAGCUGUGGAUAUUAGAGGAGGAAUCGCCAGGCCCUGGUUACCCAGGAUCUCUCUCACUGCUGUGUGACAACAGUUCUGUUGGGGGUAAUGCCCUUGGGCAUGAUAAUGACCUCCGGCAUCAGAAGAUUCAAACUUUGGACCAAGCUGUUGAAUAUAAUGGUUACGGGAAAAUCUUCUACAAGAAAACAGGCUUUGUUGGUCCUAAAAAGGCACACACAGGGGUAAAAAACUUUGGAUGUCACGAAUGUGGGAAAGCUUACUGCCGGAAAUCAAACCUUAUUGAACAUCUGAGAAUACACACAGGGGAGAGACCUUAUGAAUGCGCAGAUUGUGCAAAGACCUUCAGGGCAAGGUCAUACCUCAUUGCUCAUCAGAAAACUCACACAGGGGAGAAACCCUUUGAAUGUAACGAAUGUAGGAAAUCUUUCGGCAGGAAGUCACAACUAAUUCUACAUCAGAGAACGCACACAGGAGAGAGACCUUAUGAAUGUACCGAAUGUGGGAAAACCUUUUCUGAGAAGGCAACCCUCAUGAUUCACCAGAGAACUCACACAGGAGAGAAGCCCUACGAGUGUAGUGAAUGUGGAAAGACAUUUCGAGUUAAGAUAUCCCUUACCCAGCACCAGAGAACUCACACAGGGGAGAAACCAUACGAAUGCGGGGACUGUGGGAAGAACUUCCGUGCAAAGAAAUCCCUAAACCAACAUCAAAGAAUUCACACAGGCGAGAAACCCUAUAAAUGUGGUGAAUGUGGGAAAUUCUUCAGAAUGAAAAUGACUCUCAAUAAUCAUCAGAGGACUCACACAGGUGAAAAACCCUAUCAGUGCAAUGAAUGUGGGAAAUCUUUCAGGGUACACUCAUCUCUUGGGAUACAUCAGCGAAUUCACACAGGAGAGAAACCUUAUGAGUGUAAUAAAUGUGGUAACGCCUUCUACGUAAAAGCACGCCUCAUUGAACACCAGAGGAUGCAUUCAGGAGAGAAGCCCUAUGAAUGUAGCGAAUGCGGAAAAAUCUUCAGUAUGAAGAAAUCUCUUUGUCAACACCAGAGAACUCAUACUGGAGAGAAACCCUACGAAUGUAGCGAAUGCGGAAAUGCCUUCUACGUGAAAGUGCGCCUCAUCGAACAUCAGCGAAUUCACACAGGAGAGAGACCCUUUGAAUGUCGGGAAUGUGGGAAAGCCUUUUGCCGGAAAGCACACCUCACAGAACAUCAGAGAACGCAUGUAGGCCGGCCCUUGCCUUGUACAAUGGAGAAAGCUUCUUUGUGAAGGCUC